ACCAUUACGAACAAUUUCAACUUCUUCAGUCGUUACUUCAGAAUUGUAUUUUUUGAUAAUCCAUUUAUUAUUAUCGUCCUUAUGGGUGUAAGUUGUGAUCUACAAUUGAUAAAAGUUAUUAUUUCUUCUUGAAAUACUUAUUAAAACUCUCUAAGCAUUCAUGGCCUUCGUUUACAUGUAGACACAUUUGGUCAGCUCGAAUUAGUGGUUACAGCUUGGUCUGAUGAGAAGUCAUAUUGUAAGCCACAACUUCUAGUCCUCUUAGAUUGAUUGAUUUUAGUCGUAUUCUGCUGUCCCUUGUGCUAGCGAAUGGGUGAAGGAUAAAAAGUACUAAUGAAUGGUGAAAAGCAGUAUGAUAAAAGCACGAUGCUAGCUCAAAAGUCGACUGAAGCUUCCUAGAGAAUGUAAAAUGUUAUCAACAGGAGUGAAUAAUAAUGAAGGUGGAAAGUGUUGUUUGCCUUGUUCAAGUAUCAGACAUGACUUAUCUUCAUGAAAUGUUGAUAACAUUAAAGUAAUAUUUCAGAAUGUGUUAUUACUGAAUAAAUGAAACAAGUAUUUCGCGACUUAAGGGCGCCAUUCGAUAAAAUGUUGAGAUUUUUUCCCAAACAUAUGAAAAUUAUAAACUUCUACACGAGAAAAAAUGAGGUUAUAAUAUUGAAUCGAAAUAAAAUAUAUGGCGGAAUAUUUUGUAAAAGCAAGUUUACUGCCACGAGUGUGACUCAUGAAGAAUCGAAACCAGCUCUGGCCGCCAGACUUGUGGAAAGAGCUCCAAAAGAAAUUCGACCAUAUUUGAGGUUAGUUAGGAUGGACAGACCAAUAGGUACUUGGCUUCUAUUUUGGCCGUGUAGUUGGAGCAUAGCUUCGGCAGCGGCUCCUGGAUGCUUACCAGAUCUUCACAUGCUCGCCUUAUUUGCAACAGGUGCUCUAGUUAUGCGGGGAGCAGGAUGCACGAUUAAUGAUAUGUGGGAUCGUGAUAUCGAUGGUAAAGUUGAGCGUACUAAAAACAGACCCCUAGUGAAUGGUGACAUCUCUAUGAAACAAGCUGUGGCAUUUCUGAGUGGACAACUAAGUGUAGGUUUAUUCAUAUUGCUGCAGUUGAACUGGCCUAGUGUGUUUUUAGGUGCUAGUUCCUUGGGUUUGGUUGUGUCAUAUCCUCUUAUGAAGAGAUUUACCUAUUGGCCCCAGCUAGUGUUAGGGUUUACCUUCAACUGGGGUGCUUUACUGGGUUACAGUGCUGUGAAAGGUUAUGUUGAUAUAGCAACUUGUUUACCUCUUUAUUUGGCUGGAGUUUGUUGGACCAUCAUUUACGAUACGAUCUAUGCCCAUCAGGACAAGAGAGACGAUAUUAUAUUGGGACUGAAAUCAACUGCUAUCAAGUUUGACCAAAAUACCAAACUAUGGUUGAGUGGCUUUGCUGGUACAAUGGUGGGGAGUUUGAUACUCUCAGGGAUUAUGAACUCCCAAACAUGGCCAUAUUAUGCGGCAGUGGCCAUAGUUUCAACACAUGUUGGUAACCAAAUCUUGACUCUAAAAAUUGAUGAUGCUAAUGAUUGCAGUAAGAAAUUUAUUUCUAAUUCCAAGGUGGGUCUGAUUUUGUUUGGGGGAAUUUUAUUAGGUUCCCUACUCAAGACAAAAUGUAGCAAAAAUAGAGGAGAAAAUGAUGUUGCCAGUGCUUCAUGCUAGUCAUGUAAAAUAUAAGCAGUAGGAAGAACAUAUUUAGAUACUGAAUGUGAUACUAGUAGAUACUGAUUGUAAUUGGUUGUUUGAUAAACAACUAUUUGGGUGUGUUUUGUGUGUUUGUCACAAUCCAUAGCAUAUUUAUGAGGAACCAACUAGAGUAAUUUUAUUCUUUGUGUUCAUGAACAUUACUAUUUAUACAUUCAACUCUCUCCUUCAAAAGAUUAUUUAUUGAAAUUGCGACCAGUAGUUGAACUUUCAGAGAAAUCUCAGGGCAUUAGACAAUAAAAAAAAAUCUAUAUCAUUGGUGAUGUUUCGCUAUUAUAUUUAUUGCUUCUUCAGAGCUCAGGAGUAAAUCAUAGUAUGUGGUACCAAGUCUGAGGAAUAUUGUGCAUUGUGACAAUACAUCGGUCAUAUACCUAUUAAAAAGGGCAAUUGAAUAAAUUAUAACGAAUAAAAGGAAACCAAGAAACAAACAGUUGGAGCAACAACAUUUUAUUUAUUAUGAUUUAUUUAUUCAAUUGCCAUUCCAAUUUUCAAUAGGUUUACGAACGAUGCAUUGUCACAAUGCACAAUAUUCGUCAGACUUGGUACUAUGAGCUCUGAAAAAGCGAUGAAUAUAAUCGCAAAACAAUAGCAAAGACGUUGAUUUUGUGUUUUAUUGUCCAAUACCCUGCGAUUCCCCUACAAAUAUUUGUUUUAAAGAACUGAGAGCAAAUAGUUAUGACCAUUGUGAAACAUACUUACAUAUUUCAAUGUUUCUUUGAAAAUGCAUGUUUUGUAAUUAGAGUAAUGCUUUUGAAAAUUAGGAAUUGAAGUGAGUUUGUCAAGGAUAAUUAAAAAAAAGUUAACACUUUCUGUGGUACUACUAAGAAAAAACUUUGAAAAUGAUGUUAUUAAAAAAAAAGUAAGAAAA
Leptinotarsa decemlineata (Colorado potato beetle) is the source of this 2593-nucleotide messenger RNA. It is a transcript of the gene Coq2, whose product is annotated as ubiquinone biosynthesis protein COQ2, mitochondrial. Gene Ontology annotation, cellular component: mitochondrial inner membrane. Gene Ontology annotation, molecular function: 4-hydroxybenzoate polyprenyltransferase activity. The record is from RefSeq and is a predicted model, not a curated record. Gene Ontology annotation, biological process: ubiquinone biosynthetic process. Lineage: Eukaryota; Metazoa; Arthropoda; Insecta; Coleoptera; Chrysomelidae.